UCGUCGAUCUUAUUUACUACAAGCUGAUGGUUUUGUGUCUCCUCUCCCUAUUUACGCGGUCUUAUCCAGUUCCCGAUCCUCCUCUGAUCCUUCUCUUCUCCGUCACGCCAUGCGUGUCGAUGAACUAUUAUUCCUCGCCGUCGUCGCGCUCCCGCUGGCUGCCGCCCAGUGGGAGAUCUGUGGCAGCAAAGGCAACUACUCGGCGAGCAGCACGUACCGGUCCAAUCUGAGGCAGAUCUCCACAGACAUCACCAAGAAUGCUUCAUCUUCCCCGUCCCUCUUCGCCGCCGGCACGGUCGGCGCCGUCCCAGACAUGGUGUACGCCCUCGCUCUCUGCGUCAGCGACAGCAACUCCUCUGCCUGUGAAGCCUGCGUCGCCACCGCCUUCCAGGACGCGCAGCAGCUGUGCGCCUACGACAAGGAGGUGUCCAUCGCCUACAACCUCUGCUACCUCCGCUUCUCCGACGCCAACUUCCUCUCCUCCACGGACAACUCCGGCUUGAUCGAUCUCUACAACGAGGGAAACAUCACCGGCGACGUCGGCCGCUACAACCGUGCGAUCACCAGGCUGAUCAACGCCACCGCGGUGGAAGCAGAGGUGUCGCCGCGGCUGUUCGCGAGGGGAGAGGUGCCGUUCGACGACCCCCAGUACCCCAAGAUCUACUCGAUGGCGCAGUGCUCGCCGGACCUAACUCGGGCACAGUGCGGGCGGUGCCUCGACAACCUGAUAGGACGGUGGUGGCAGACGUUCCAGGCGAACACGGUGGGCACGAGGAGCAUCGGCACACGGUGCAACAUGAGGGCCGAGCUGUACUCGUUUGCGUCUGGGAUGGUGCUUCUGCCGCCCGACGCAGCCGGGCCAGCUCCGCCGCCGGUGCUCGCUCCACCGCCGGAGGACCCGAAUUCUACAACAGGUAAAAAUAAGCCGACAACCAAAAUUCUGGUCAUUAUUUUGCCAGUAGUGGUCAUUGCUUCCGUUGCUGCAAUUUCCCUCCGUGCGUGGAAUAUGCGCAAGAAACGAAGAUGGAGAAGAGCAGAUAAUUUCUCCGGACUUAAUACGGCUGAGGACUUUGAAACCAUCAGGUCAAACUUGCUAUCUCUGUCAUCACUACAAGAGGCAACGGAUAACUUUGACGAAAACAAAAUACUUGGUGAGGGAGGAUUCGGUGCAGUUUAUAAGGGACUUCUUUCUGGACAAGAAGUGGCGGUGAAGAGGCUGUCAAAGGGUUCAAACCAGGGGCUAGAAGAGCUGAAAAACGAGCUAAUUCUGGUGGCCAAACUACAUCAUAAGAACCUUGUUCGUCUUGUGGGGUUUUGCCUAGAAGAGGGAGAGAGGAUGCUUGUCUAUGAAUACAUGCCCAAUAGAAGUCUCGACACCUUUCUUUUUGAUGCGGAGAAGAGGAGACAGUUAGACUGGGCAACAAGAUUUAGAAUUAUAGAAGGUGUCGCACGGGGACUACAAUAUCUUCACCAAGACUCCCGAAAGAAGAUCAUUCACCGUGACAUGAAGGCGAGCAAUGUCUUGCUAGACGCAGACAUGAACCCUAAGAUAGGGGACUUUGGCCUCGCUAGGCUCUUUGGGCAGGACCAGACUCGAGAUGUUACCAACCGUAUUGUCGGGACAUUUGGUUACAUGUCUCCUGAAUACGUCAUGCGAGGGCAGUACUCUAUGAAAUCGGACGUGUUCAGCUUCGGCAUCCUCAUCAUAGAGAUCGUGACAGGCCAGAGAAACAACAGGCCACACUUCUUUGAACAAAAUGAAGAUGUAGUCAGCACAGUUUGGAAGCGCUGGUCAGAGGGAACAGUUGCGAAGAUGAUCGACCAUUCCUUGGGUAAAAACUACCCCGAAGCCGAGGUGCUAAAAUGCAUCAACAUUGGACUCCUAUGCCUUCAGGAGAACCCUAUAGAUCGACCUACAAUGGCGGAUAUCAUGGUUUUGCUUAACAGCAACGCUAGCAGCUCUCUACCGGCUCCUGCAGCUAGGCCAACAUUUUUCUUGGUGGAUGGGAGCUCUCGCUACUCCCAAACCAUAACACAGUUAUCUGCCAGGUAGGGGCUAAUUGCUAAAGCAUAUCUAGCGGGCAUCGCUGGUUAAUUGUCGCCUAUCGUUUCGUAUUGGAAUUGCAUAUAGUAUUAUCAACUUUGUAAUCCGGAUAGCAAGUUCAGUUUUCGAGUGGGGUAAAUUUGGUUGAGCCGAGGUGCAGCCCACUUCCUCUGCAAUGCAGACUUGGAUGGCUGAUGCGUGUCUCAGGGUGAGAAUGGUUAGAUUCAAUCCGUUUAUCCGUUCGAAUCUAUCCAUAAUAUUAUCCAAUGGAAUUGAAAUGGUGCCCCUAAAUUUUAAUGGACCAAAUGGUU
Oryza brachyantha (malo sina) is the source of this 2355-nucleotide messenger RNA. RefSeq names its product cysteine-rich receptor-like protein kinase 10. The transcript is spliced from 7 exons. Gene Ontology annotation, molecular function: ATP binding; protein kinase activity. Bases 110 to 2053 code for a protein of 647 amino acids. Gene Ontology annotation, biological process: protein phosphorylation. The record is from RefSeq and is a predicted model, not a curated record. Lineage: Eukaryota; Viridiplantae; Streptophyta; Magnoliopsida; Poales; Poaceae.